GAAAAGAGGAAGUACAGCAGUCAUGGUAGUGUGAACGGUAUAGGACAGAUAUACGUAUCUUUUAAAGUUUUACGUUGUGCUUUCUUUUUGUAAUUAGGAAACAUGGCUUGUUUCUUUAGAAGAAGAAUUGCGGCAAAGCUGGGUAAGACGCUGCGGCACUCUGAGGAGGUCUUUAUACCAGCUGUGACAGCAGUUCCAGUGAUGAAGAAACAGCAGACUGCUGACUUCAAACUGUCAAUAAGCACGUUGCGAGUCAAUGGGAUUUUACCAUCCAGUGGGGACAUUCAGCUGCAGACAGAAAACUUGGCCUGUACGCUGAAGCAGGACAGUGUGGUGGAAGAGAUCUCUGCUGGACGAGGAGUGAUCAACUUUAAAGUUAAUCGCAAAUUUCUUGCCCAGAAAUUGUUGGAGCCAUUUGGAAAAGGGGAGGAUGACAAAUUUGGGUUAAACAGUGAACUUUUUCUUUCUCUCAAGAGAGGAACAACAUUAGUGGAAUAUAGCUCUCCAAAUAUUGCCAAAAAAUUUCAUGCUGGACACUUGCGAUCUACAGUUAUUGGUAACUUCAUUGCUAAUCUAAAGCAAUCCCUCGGAAACAAUGUUAUUCGAAUGAACUAUCUUGGGGACUGGGGCAUGCAGUUUGGUUUGCUAGGAGCGGGGUUUGGCCAGUUUGGAUGUCUGGAAAAACUGAAACAGAAUCCUUUACAGCAUUUGUUUGAGGUUUACGUUCAAGUGAACAAGGAAGCAGAGCACAGUGAGGAUAUAAAGCAGGCUGCCAGAGAGUUCUUUAGACAGCUGGAGCAGCACGAGAGCCAGGCUGUGUCGUUAUGGAAACAGUUCAGAGAGAUCACAGUGAGAGAGUAUCAGCGUGUUUAUCAGCGGUUGGGCAUUCACUUCGAUGUUUACUCUGGGGAGUCCUUUCAUCAAGAUCAAGCCCAGGAGGUGCUGCAGCAGCUGCAGAGCCGAGGCCUGUUGAAAACCUCUGAAAAGGGGACAGGUGUUGUGGAUCUGUCUCUGGAUGGAGACAUGAGCAACGUCUGUACAGUACUCCGCAGUGAUGGCACAACUCUCUACAUCACCAGAGAUAUCGCUGCAGCUAUUAACCGAAAGGAAAUGUACAAUUUUGAUGAAAUGAUUUAUGUGACCGACAAAAGUCAAGAGAAUCACUUCUCCCAGUUAUUCCAGAUCCUGCUUUCGAUGGGACAUUCUUGGGCUCAAAGGUGUCGGCACGUGUCCUUCGGUCUGGUGCAGGGCAUGAAGACCAGGACUGGAGAAGUGGUAUUUUUGGAGGAUGUGCUGGACGAAGCUCGGGCUAGGAUGCUCCACAACAUGAGCCAGUCAAGCACAACAAAAACCAUGGACAAUCCAGAGGACACAGCAGAGAAAGUAGGAAUCAGUGCACUAAUAAUCCAGGACUUCAGAGGUCCCCUGCAGUCCGACUAUAAGUUUGACUGGGACCAGAUGCUGCAGGCUCAGGGUGACACGGGCGUCUUCCUGCAGUACACACAUGCUCGACUCUGCAGUUUAAUUAAGAGGAAUGAAGGUGUAGAGGCAGCUACAUUUGACCCAUCCCUUCUACAUGAGCAGACAAGUGUCUCCAUUCUGCAGCAUCUCCUUCGUUACGAUGAGGUGUUAUAUCAGUCGGCCCAGGAUCUGCAACCCAAACACCUCAUCAACUUUUUACUGAAACUGUGCCACCUAAUAGCUUCAGCACACAGAGAGCUACCAGUUAAAGGAAGCCCACAGGAUGUUGCACAGGCAAGGCUACGACUGUUCAGUGGAGCGCGCUCAGUCCUGGCCAAUGGAAUGAGGAUCCUGGGUAUCGCACCAGUUGCUAAAAUGUGAAAUUCUAACAGUGCUAAUGCUUUAUCAGUGUUAUUUCCCAGUUGCAGGCACCAUACUGUGGUUAAUUUGUACUUACAAUUUCAAAAUAAAAUCAUCUUCUUUAAUAGAUUUCA
Molecule: messenger RNA, 1955 nt
Organism: Amphiprion ocellaris (clown anemonefish)
Lineage: Eukaryota; Metazoa; Chordata; Actinopteri; Pomacentridae
Gene: rars2
Product: arginyl-tRNA synthetase 2, mitochondrial
Exons: 20
Coding region: 103-1842 (579 amino acids)
Biological process (GO): arginyl-tRNA aminoacylation; mitochondrial translation
Cellular component (GO): mitochondrion; cytoplasm
Molecular function (GO): ATP binding; arginine-tRNA ligase activity
Source: RefSeq, a predicted model, not a curated record